AUGGUGGCUAGAAAUUUAUCUACUGAUAUACAGGAUGAUUCAGUGAUUCAGACAUUGCUGACAGAUCUUUAUCAAAUUACUAUGUGCUAUGGAUACUGGAAAGCUGGGGUUCACGAGCAAAAUUGUGUGUUCGAUGUUUUUUUCCGGAAAAAUCCUUUUGGCGGAGAGUAUACUAUUUUUGCUGGAUUGGAAGACUGUUUACGUUUUCUCGACAAAUUUAAAUUUAAAAAAACGGAUGUCGAUUUUCUACGGAAAGUGCUUCCCAAUAAUAUCGACCCAGAGUUCUUUGAUUAUCUUCUUGGUCUGAAUGCAAAAGGAGUUAAAGUCUCUGCUUUGAAAGAAGGUAGUGUCGUUUUCCCCAGAGUACCGAUGAUAACUGUUGAGGGUCCGCUGGCUGUGUGUCAGAUUUUUGAAACUAUAUUUUUGAACCUUGUCAGUUUCGCGAGUCUCGUUACGACGAAUGCUUCACGCCUUAGAUACGUUGCGGGUGACAAGCAAAAGCUCUAUGAAUUUGGUUUACGACGGGCUCAAGGCCCAAAUGGAGCUUUAUCUGCCAGCAAAUAUUCUUAUGUGGGAGGUUUUGAUGGUACCAGCAAUGUUUUAGCUGGUGAACGUUUCAAUAUUCCUGUUUUUGGUACCCACGCACACUCCUUCAUAAGUGCCUUCAGCUCACCCAGCGAUUUGAAGGUGAGGAAAAUGAAAAAUGCAUCCGGGACGGAAGAGUAUGAUCUAUAUGAACUCGCAAAAACAAAGCUAGAAUUUCUCACCGGAAAGUUCUCUUGGGGUGUUUCGAACCAUGAAAUUUCAGCAGGAGAAUUGUGUGCUUUUUGUGCCUACGCAGUUGCUUUCCCAAGCUCCUUCCUUGUUCUGGUUGACACAUAUGAUGUUCUGAAAAGUGGCAUCAUUAAUUUUUGUGCAGUGACUCUGGCACUGUUUGAUCUUGGAUACCGUGCGAUCGGUAUUCGUAUUGAUAGUGGAGAUCUUUCUUAUCUGUCGCAACAGGUCCGCUCAAAGUUUAAGAUGGUGGCAGGCCUGGAUCCUCAGUACUCUUGGAUUUCUAAGUUGACCAUAUUUGCUUCAAACAGUGUAAAUGAAGAUACCAUAAGUUCAUUAAACGAGCAGCAUCAUGAGAUUGACGGCUUUGGAAUUGGGGGAAAUUUGGUCACUUGUUACAAGCAAUCGUCGCUCGGAUGCGUUUAUAAGCUUGUCACUCUGGAAGGAAAUCCAAAAAUUAAACUUAGUGAAGAUGUUGGAAAGAUUACUAUUCCUGGAAAGAAGCGUUGCUAUCGUUUAUAUGGAAGAACUGGUUUGGCUGUUUGUGACUUGAUGAUGUUGGACGAUGAGGAGCCUCCAAAGGAGCAUCAUCCCAUAUUAUGCAGACAUCCAUUUGUGGAGAGUAAACGUGCUGAGGUGGUACCCCAUAAAGUAGAAUGUCUGCAGCAAUAUUAUUACGGUGACGGCGAACUUCAUAUGCCUCUGCCCACAUUGGAGGAAAUUAGGAGACAUACAGCAGACUCACUACAAACGCUUCGCAGUGACCACAGGCGAUUGCUAAACCCAACGCCUUAUAAGGUGUCCCUUAGUGUCAAACUGUAUGCAUUCCUUCACAAUAUUUGGCUGGAGAAUGCGCCAAUUGGACGGCUGGAAUAA
Enterobius vermicularis (human pinworm) is the source of this 1650-nucleotide messenger RNA. The record is from the annotation of a GenBank genome assembly. NCBI's taxonomy places the organism in Eukaryota, Metazoa, Nematoda, Chromadorea, Rhabditida, Oxyuridae.